ACGUCACUGUCAUUAUAGUAGUAGCAGUACUUGAUUGUCAAAAAAAUUCAUCAUCAUCGUAUUUUCUGCUGGCUGAGCUGAAUGAUCAUUAAUUAUCCCAAGUUCGUCCUUUCUUCUCUUGCUUGUUUCAAUUGUUGAUUUAAUAGACUGACAAAAGCUUUCAGCAUCAUGUCUGCCACUGCACUAUUCGGUAACACUUCAGCCCUUGGAGGCAGUUCUGGAGGAAAUAAACACAUAGUAGAGUUUCGUGCAGGAAGAAUGACUCUUAAGGGUAGAAUGGUUCACCCUGACAAAAGAAAGGGCCUGCUUUACGUUUAUCAAGGAGAGGACUCUUUGAUGCAUUUUUGUUGGAAGGAUCGAACUACGGGAGAAGUCGAGGAUGAUUUACUAAUAUUUCCAGAUGAUUGCGAGUUUGUUCGUGUUAAUGAGUGCACCACUGGUCGAGUCUAUGUGUUAAAGUUCAAAUCUUUUGCUAAGAAGUACUUCUUUUGGAUGCAGGAGCCUAAAACAGAUAAAGAUGAUGAGUACUGCCGUCGCAUUAAUGAAGCAUUGAACAAUCCUCCUACGUCUGGAGGACGUGGUGGAGGUGGAAGUGGCACUCAAGAUGGAGAACUUCAAAAUAUACUUAACAACAUGUCGCAACAACAACUAAUGCAACUCUUUGGGGGAGUUGGACAAAUGGGUGGUUUAUCCUCACUUCUUGGUACAAUGGGAAAUAACAGCAGCAGCAGUGCUAACACCAGCUCUACCCGUCCCAACGCCGGCAGCAACAGCAGCUCGCGCGGCGGCAGCGCCCCGCGCACCACCGAGUCCACUGCGGCCCGCACUCCACUGCGCGCCCGGGACACCCCAGCUCCGACGGCUACGCCCCCAAACACUGCCACCACGACUCAGCCUCGAAGUGGGCAAAUAUUUUUAUCGGAUUUGCAACGCUACUUCUCGGGGCUCGGCACCGCGCCUCCAGAAGGCCCGGGCACGCGAUCGGAGCCCGAGCGCGUGGAGCUGGCGGCGGCGCUGGCGGCGCCCGACGCUGUGGCGGCCGCGGCCGCGCACGCGCCGCGCCUGCAGCCGCACCUGCCGCCCGCGCCGCAAGGACAAGCACAAGACGAUGUAAGGACCACCCUGCUCUCUCCGCAAUUCGCUCAGGCAGCAAACCAGUUUUCAUCUGCUCUAACUUCUGGGCAGAUAGGUCCAGUUAUAUCACAGUUCGGGCUGGCUCCCGAAGUUGUGUCUGCUGCUAACACAGGUGACAUGAAUGCCUUCUUUAAGGCCCUGGAGAAUACAUCGGCUGCAGAGGAAAAGUCUGACGGGGAUGAAAAUAAGAAAAAGGAUGAGAACCCCAAAGACGAAAAGAGAGAUAAGAAAGACGGUGACGCUGGAAUGUCUUUGGAUUAAUAGCAAUUUUAUUGUUUUCCGUUGUAACUUUGUAACAGUUACGUAUAAACUUAUAAUUAAUAUUCAUAAUAAUUGGUAAAUGUUUGAAUAAAAAUAUUUUUUUGCAAUCUGAUGUCAUGACGGAAUGCACGAAUGUAUUUGUAGAAGUAAUUGAAAUGUAUAAAUUGAAUGUUCAUUCAUGAAUAAAUUAGUAUUUGCUGCAGA
This is a messenger RNA of Plodia interpunctella (Indianmeal moth), 1599 nucleotides long. It is a transcript of the gene Rpn13, whose product is annotated as Regulatory particle non-ATPase 13. Gene Ontology annotation, cellular component: nucleus; proteasome regulatory particle, lid subcomplex; cytoplasm. Gene Ontology annotation, molecular function: endopeptidase activator activity; proteasome binding. Bases 169 to 1395 code for a protein of 408 amino acids. The record is from RefSeq and is a predicted model, not a curated record. Lineage: Eukaryota; Metazoa; Arthropoda; Insecta; Lepidoptera; Pyralidae. The transcript is spliced from 6 exons.